Scheffersomyces amazonensis is the source of this 2664-nucleotide messenger RNA. RefSeq names its product Hak1p (gene HAK1). The transcript is spliced from 3 exons. The record is from RefSeq and is a predicted model, not a curated record. Gene Ontology annotation, cellular component: membrane. Gene Ontology annotation, biological process: potassium ion transmembrane transport. The coding region runs from base 157 to 2664 and encodes 835 amino acids. Gene Ontology annotation, molecular function: potassium ion transmembrane transporter activity. Lineage: Eukaryota; Fungi; Ascomycota; Pichiomycetes; Serinales; Debaryomycetaceae.
GUAAGAUUUUUCUAAUUUUUAAUUGUAACAGCUCCUUGAUUGUUUGAAUCUUUUGAAAGUUUACAGACUCAUCACAUAUAGUUCUUGUAAGUAAUUUGAGUUUUACUUUCGUCACCUGCCAUUGUUUUUUUUACUUAGUAUUUGCUGUAUUAGUGAAUGUCAAAUUCUGAAGUGGUCAAGGCUGAUCUUGAAUUAGAAAUUCUUGAUGAUGAUGUGGUAGAUAACACUUCUAUUGUCUCUCAUGCAGAUAACUAUUCUAUUGAUUUAGAUUACGAUGAUGACAGUUUUGACGACGAAGAAGAAUCAAAUCGUGACUUAGAAAGUCAAGAUUCCAUUAAGGAGCAUGGCCAUGGAACUGGGAAACAAAAUUGGAAAGAAAUCUUUAUGCUUUCCUUUUCUUCCUUGGGAGCUAUUUAUGGUGAUAUUGGUACUUCGCCAUUAUACGUUUUAAAUUCUAUCAAAUAUUCAUCUUAUCCUCCAAAUAAAGAUGAUAUUUAUGGUGGAAUUUCAGUAAUCUUUUAUAUCUUUACCAUUAUUGUUAUUUUCAAAUAUGUGGCUAUCGUUUUAGUACUUGGUCCAAAUAAUGGUGAAGGUGGGCAAGUGGCAAUCUAUGCAAAAAUUGCUAGAUACCUUAAUAUUGGACCAAAAGGUGUUCGUAUUCCAGGAGCAGCCGAAAUUUCAGAUAUGGAAUUAUUGACAAGACAAGAUACUACUUCAUCAUUUAUGUCUGCCAAUUCUCAAGUAACUAGAAUUGAAAAGCUUAGAAAAUCUCCUACUAUGACUAAAUUCAUUCAAACAUUCAUCUUGUGUGCUUGUUUUAUUGGCUGUUCUUUGGUAUUUUCCGAUGGGUUAUUAACUCCAACCACUUCAGUUUUAAGUGCUAUAGGUGGUAUUCAAGUUGCAGUUCCUUCCUUUGAUCACGUUUUGGCAGUUUCAGAAGUUAUUUUAGUUGCUUUAUUUAUUAUUCAACAAUUUGGUUCUAAUAAAAUUUCCUUUUUAUUUGCUCCGAUCGUGUUCAUCUGGUUAAUAGGUUUAUUGGUUUGUGGUAUUUAUAAUAUUGUUAAGCAUGAUCCAGGAGUAUUCAAAGCAUUAUCACCUUAUUAUGCUAUUAAAUUAUUAAAAAAUAGUGGAGUUAAUGUAUUUGGUGGUGCUAUGUUAUCUAUAACAGGUACAGAAGCUAUGUUUGCUGAUAUUGGACAUUUCGGUAAGUUACCAAUUCAAAUAACUUUGGGUUUCUUUGUAUACCCUUCUUUAAUAAUUUGUUAUUUGGGUCAAGGAGCUUACCUUGUCGGACAUCCUGAAGCUUAUGUCAAUCCAUUCUUUUUAUCAAUUCCUGGUGGAACUUCAGGUGGUCCUUACUGGUUGAUGUUUGUUUUAUCAACAUUAGCCACCAUUAUUGCAUCUCAAGCAUUAAUUUUAUCAGUAUUUUCAAUUGUUUCACAAUUAAUUAAUCUUGAUUGUUUUCCUCAAUUAAAAAUAGUUCAUGUUUCUAAAGCAUAUGAAGGUAAAGUUUAUAUUCCAAGUAUUAAUUGGCUAUUAAUGAUUGGUGUUUGUUUAACUACUGCUGGAUUUAAAAAUUCAAAUAACGUUACUGCUGCUUAUGGGUUAGGUAUUUCAUUGGAUUUUAUUGUCACAUCGCUGUUGAUGGUUCUUUGCAUGUUUUAUGUUUUCAAGUUCAAUAUCAUUUGGCCUAUUAUUUAUGUGCUUAUUUUCGUGCCUUUGGAAAUGUGUUUAGUUAUAGCAAACAUGAGUAAAGUUGUGCAUGGUGCUUGGUUUCCACUUAUGAUGACAGGUCUCAGUUUUUUAUUUUUAAGUAUUUGGAGAUGGGGAAGAUCAAGAAAAGUUAAUCAUGAAUUUUCAUCCAGAAUAUCUAUUGGAGAUUUAUUUCCAAGAUUUAGGAAAACUCCAGAAUUAAUAAACUUAAAUUUGGGGCCAACCUCUGUGGCUGCAAAUUCAAAUUCUACAAAUGAUGCGGCGCAUAUCACAAAAGAUGUUAUUCAUGAAGUUCAUCAAGAUACUAAAGAUACAAUUAAUACUAGAUUUGGAAAGACAACCUUAAAAAGGCAUGAAGGAAUUGCUAUUAUGUAUAAUGAUUCACUGAUGCAAAACAUGAAUAGUCCGAACACAUUACCAUUAAUUUAUGCUAAAUUAAUUAAGAAUUUUUCAUCAAUUCCUUCCACUUUUAUUUUCUGUUCUACCAGAGUAUUAUCUAUUCCAUAUGUACCGCAAGAAGAUCGUGUCUUAAUUGCAUCUAUGAAAAUUCCAGGUCAUUAUAGAUGUAUUUUAAGAUUUGGUUUUAUGGAAGAGAUCACUAUAGAUUAUUCUUUGAAUAAGAAAAUCAUUAGUAGUAUCCCUGGAAGUAAUAGAUUAGCUCGAAAAUUCUCCCUGAUUGAAUUUGAAUCAAAUAAUGUUACAGUUGAUAAUAUCCCAAUUCUUCAUAUUUUUGAAAAUAAUAUGAUUAGAUCUCAUGAUUAUUCUUCAGAAGAAUAUAAGACUAAAAAUCCGUUUAAAAUUAUUCACAGAUUAGGACGAAAAAUCUUGAUUAAUUAUUUAUUUAGUCCCCUUAGUUCAAUGACUCAAGAAAGAGGAAGACUUGUAAAAUUAAAGGAUGAAGAAGAAGAAAGUGAUAAGAAAAUCUUUAUUGGAGGUAUAUCCAGAAUUUAG